Culicoides brevitarsis is the source of this 1205-nucleotide messenger RNA. Its product is annotated as methionyl-tRNA formyltransferase, mitochondrial. Gene Ontology annotation, molecular function: methionyl-tRNA formyltransferase activity. Gene Ontology annotation, biological process: biosynthetic process; conversion of methionyl-tRNA to N-formyl-methionyl-tRNA. Gene Ontology annotation, cellular component: mitochondrion. The record is from RefSeq and is a predicted model, not a curated record. NCBI's taxonomy places the organism in Eukaryota, Metazoa, Arthropoda, Insecta, Diptera, Ceratopogonidae. The transcript has 3 exons. The coding region runs from base 25 to 1068 and encodes 347 amino acids.
UGUCAUUUAAAUAAACAAUCGAACAUGCGAGUUUUGUUAGAAAUAAUUUCAAAACCUUUUUGGCUGGCGAAAACAAAAGGAUUUAAUACAUAUGCAAGAAAAUUUGCCUUAUCAACGAAGUCAAUUGAAUACAAAUCACUAAAAAUACUUUUUUUUGGGACGGAUAAAUUCUCGCUUGCCUCUUUAAAAUCACUUGAAGAAUGGAAGAACACUAGCAGAAAUAUCGGAACUCUGGACGUAGUAACAUCUUUUCGUGCUCUAAAUAAUCCAGUAAAAGAAUUUGCAAAAGAAAAAGGACUUAAGCUGUUUAGCUUUAAAGAGAUCAAAAAUCAAGAUUCUCUUGACUACCAUUUAGGUCUUGUAGUCAGCUUUGGACAUAUGAUACCAGAGAAACUGAUUAGCAAGUUUCCAUUAGGAAUGUUAAAUGUACAUGGUUCACUGCUUCCUAAAUAUCGUGGAGCAGCUCCAAUAAUGCAUGCCAUUCGAAAUGGAGACAAAAGUACGGGUGUCUCAAUCAUGCGAAUUGCUCCGAAACACUUUGACAUUGGCGAAAUAUUACUGCAAAGGGAGUUUCCUCUCAGUGAGACUGAUCUAAUGCCUAAAAUACACGAUGAUCUAGCAUCAGAAGGCGCAAAGCUAUUGAUUGAAUGCAUGAAUAAUCUUUCAGAAUGUCUACGUAAUGCCAAAAUCCAGAAUGAAAAGGAGGCUUCAUACGCACCGAAAAUUGACGAAACAUUUACACAAGUAAAAUGGGAUACAAUGACUGCAAAAGAUGUGUAUAACUUAUAUAGGUCAGUUUAUUCGUUUAAAUUUAUUACAACAUAUUGGAGAGAUGAGUUGAUCAAGCUGAAAGAAAUUUCUCUCGAUGUAACACCCCAAACGGAACAAAAUAAACCAGGAUUUAUAAAGUACUCUUACAAAUCAAAAUGCUUGAAAGUUUUUUGUGCAGAUGGUAAUGCCGUAAAUGUUUACAUCUUAGGAAACAAUAGAAAAAACAAAAUGAGUGCAGCUGAUUUUAACAAUGGGUUCUUAAGUAAACGACCAGAAUCAGAGAGGGUAUUUACAUAGAAAAAAAAACAAAUGUUUUUUAUUUGAUCAUAUAAUAAAUUGUGGUAAUAUUUAUUACUGGAACUCUUUCAGAUACUUAAAUUUAGUUUCUUAGAUUUAUAGCUUUACGUUAUUUUACUCACAUUGUUUCAUCUUAU